AUGAGUGAUUCAGUGGCUACAAUUUGUGAAGAUAAUUUAGAUUAUAAGCCCAUAUGUGAUAUGGAAUUUCUUUCAGAACAAGCUGCAUAUGAGUUUUAUAAUGAGUAUGGGCGAAGAGCAGGAUUCAAUAUUAGAAGAGAUUCACAGAACAAGAAUAAGAAUACUGGUCAAAUAAUUUCAAGAGUAUUUGUUUGUUGCAAGGAGGGUUUUCGACCGAAAGAUAAGCAAGAUUAUUUAACUAAAAGUUCUCGGGCAGAAACAAGGACAUGUUGUAAUGCUAAAAUGAGCAUUAAGUUGAAUAAAUCCAAUGGUAAGUAUUGGGUUAGCCAUUUUAUGGAAUACCACAAUCAUCCUCUUGUAAGACAAGAAUGCACUCAUAUGUUACCGUCUCAUAGAAGAAUAUCUGCUUCACAAGCUACUGAAGUAUAUUUGACAGAAGAAUCUGGGAUUCCACUUAGGCAAGCAUAUGAGUUAAUGGGUAGGCAAGUUGGUGGAAGAGAAUCUCUUGGAUAUAUCAAACAAGAUCAAAAAAAUUACCUUCAGACGAAGAGGCAAAGAAAAUUGGCAUAUGGAGAAGUUGGAAGCUUACUAAAGUAUUUUCAGAAUGAAGCAUUGGAAAACCCCUCAUUUUUUUAUGCUAUGCAAUUAGAUUGUGAUGAGCAAAUUACGAAUAUAUUUUGGGCUGAUGCGAAGAUGAUUGUUGAUUAUGGUCAAUUUGGUGAUUGUGUGUGUUUUGACACCACGUACAAAACUAAUGAAGCAAAUCGUCCAUUCGGAGUGUUUGUGGGAUUUAAUCAUCAUCGUGAGAUUGCCAUUUUUGGGGUAGCAUUGUUGUACAAUGAGACUGCCAAUUCAUUUAUAAGGUUGUUUGAAACAUUUUCAGAGGCCAUGUCAAAGAAGGCCCCAAAAACCUUAUUUACUGAUCAAGAUGCUGCGAUGGCUAAGGCUUGUGCACAUGUGAUGUCUGAUACAUAUCACAGGCUUUGCACAUGGCACAUAAUGCAAAAUGCCAUGAAACAUGUAAACAGUUUAUUUAGGUGCACAUGUGGAGUUAGGAGCGUUUUAACACAAUUUAUGGAUUACUAUGAGGAGGAAGAUGAGUUCUUAGUUGCUUGGGAUUCAAUGUUGGAUGAAUACAAUGUGCGUGGACAUCUUUGGUUAGAAAUCAUUUUUGAUUUAAGGAAGAAAUGGGCAAUGGCAUACUGUAAGUGGUCUUGGUCUGCAGGAGUAAAAACCACACAAAUAAGUGAAAGUUUUAAUGCUACCUUAAAAGACUAUUUGAAUGUGGACCAUGAUGUGGUUCAGUUUUUCAUGCAUUUUGAAAGGGUACUUAAUGAUAAGCGAUAUAAGGAGUUGGAAGCAGAGUACGCUUUGUGUCAAAAGUUACCUAAGGUGACAAUACUUGUUUCAAUGGUGGUUAAGGCAGGAAAUAUUUAUACCAAUAUUUGA
Molecule: messenger RNA, 1449 nt
Organism: Prunus avium (sweet cherry)
Lineage: Eukaryota; Viridiplantae; Streptophyta; Magnoliopsida; Rosales; Rosaceae
Product: protein FAR1-RELATED SEQUENCE 5-like
Source: RefSeq, a predicted model, not a curated record